GGAAACGUACAUCGUCCUGUGAGAAUCAUUACACGAAACUACCUGUUCGCAGGCCCUUCAUUGAGACAUCCCAAGUCACAUAAUGUCCAACUCAAGGUUAGCAUUAUGAAGGCAUAAUCAUUACCUUACUUGUAUUAAAAUUCGCGCAGUACUAGAAUUCGCGCAGCGCUGGGUGCAAAUUUAAUCCGUGCGAAAAGCUUUGUGGUGUAAUAUGAAACACUCAUUGUUAGUAAUGCAAUCAGUUGAAUUAAUAACUGAUUUGCAUUACUAUUUGCAUCAUGUUAUUGUAUUAGGCAAAUGAGAACCAUACAAUAAUUUUUUCAGUUCUUGUCGGUAAUUUGAACUCAAGCUUUAUUAUCAUGAAUUUUGCUUACAUUACAUCGCGUAUCGAAAAAUAUUUCACGCGACAUUAAAAAAUUUGCCUCUUAAAGAUAAAAAACUAAACAUAUUUUUUAAGUUUGCGUGUCGAUUGAGAAACGUUUUGAAAAUGUUUAGUAUAGUCAAGCAGCACAUUAUACUCGUUAGUUUUGAGCUUCUGUUACGUAACAUACACUAUAAUCUCCUCAUAAUUAUAUCGAUAACACUGUUUAUAUAAUGAUUCUGAACUGUCAUCUAUGUUUGUCAAUUUCAGAUUUACCUAAAAGAUUUAACGUUGGAUGAACAUGCACGAAAGAAGAUGAUCGAGCUUACAGGACAUCGGUAUAACGAAGAAAACGAUGAGCUAACAAUAACUGCUGACAGGUACAGUAUUUAGGAAUAAUAGAAACGUGCAAAAUUAUCGUUGAUCGAUAACACUCUUAGACCACAUUCAACGCUACGCCAGAGCGGUUCAAAAUUUUGAUCUCAACAAGUUUAGACAAAAUUCCAUCACAGCAUGAAAGAGCAUCACAAAAUUAGUGAUAUUCCAAAGUUUCGUCGCGAAAUGUUGUAAAAUGCGGAUAAUAUAGCCUUGCGAAAUUUGCAAUUUUCAGUCAUUUUGUAUUACGAGCGGGAAACGGUUACCACUUUUCCAAAAUUUUAAUCUCAACUAGCCUAAACAAAAAUUUCAUCACAGCUUGAAAGAGCAUCACAAAAUUAGUAAUAUUCCAAAGUUUCGUUGCGAAAUGUUGAAAAUGCGGAUAAUAUAGUCUUGCGAAAUUUGCAAUUUUCAGUCAUUUUAGAUUACAAACGGGAAAUGUUACCACUUUUCCAAAAUUUUGAUCUUAACUAGCCUAAACAAAAAUUUCAUCACAGCUUGAAAGAGCAUCACAAAAUUAGUAAUAUUCCAAAGUUUCGUUGCGAAAUGUUGUAAAAUGCGGAUAAUAUAGCCUUGCGAAGUUUGUAAUUUUCAGUCAUUUUGUAUUACGCACGGGAAAUUGACAGCCCAAUCGGGUGUUGGGGCAUCAAUUUCCCGUUUGUAAUACAAAAUGACUGAAAAUUGCAAACUUAUCCUAAGGCUAUAUUAUCCGCAUUUUACAACUUUUCGCAACGAAACUUUGGAAUAUUACUAAUUUUGUGAUACUCUUUCAAGCUGUGAUGAAAUUUUUGUCUAGACUUGUUGAGUUCAAAAUUUUGGUUGAUGUGGGAUUGGUCCAUUGUUUGAAAACGUCACUUUUGUCGUAACAAUUUGAGCAGGGUUUCUAAACGGAUCGAGAUGAAAACGGGGCGCUUGGCGGCUUCGUGUCAACACAAACGCCGUUACUUUUCUGUACCGCUUUUGCAAACCAAGCAUCUUAUAAGUGUCAAAACAGUAAAUUCGAAUGCUCUUCGUUGAAAUUUCUUUGCUCUAUUUGAAAUAUUUUGGGUUUACAUGAGUGCUAAUUUAAUUUGUAAACAAACUGCAAGGGCCUAGUGUGAACACACGUAAAUUCUGCCGGCAUUGUUUAUGUCUUAGUGUUGUUUAUGUCUGUGAUUUUGUUCUCCCUUUGUAGAUGUCCAUCUAGAAAACAGAAUCGAGAUUACGCUAUGUAUCUUUUAAAUGUUUUAUAUCAUGAGUCCUGGGUACGUUACUACUGCUUUACGUCAACUAAACUACCUGUAUAUUUACGGUCAAAUGUCGUCAUUUCUAAACUGUUCUUCCUACAGGUCCAGUAAGGAUCAUCUCUUAUUGAUCCAGUGUCACUACAGGAGGAAACCUAAACUAAACUACCUCUGUUUAUACUGGAUAGCUCUAUCCGUUUUAAACUGUUCACCCUAGAGGUCCAGUAAGGAUAGUCUCUUAUUGAUCCAGUGUUACUACAGGAGUAAACCUAAACUAAAUUAACUUUAUUUAUACUGGAUAGCUCUAUCAGUUCUAAACUGUUCUUCCUAGAGGUCCAGUAAGGAUCAUCUCUUAUUUGAUCCAGUGUUACUACAGGAGGAAACCUAAACUAAACUAAGUUUAUUUAUACUGGAUAGCUCUAUCAGUUCUAAACUGUUCUUCCUAGAGGUCCAGUAAGGAUCAUCUCUUAUUGAUCCAGUAUUACUACAGGAGGAAAACUAAACUAAACUAACUUUAUUUAUACUGGAUAGCUCUAUCAGUUCUAAAUUGUUCUUCCUAGAGGUCCAGUAAGGAUCAUCUCUUAUUGAUCCAGUGUUACUACAGGAGGAAACCUAAACUAAACUAACUUUAUUUAUACUAGCUGGAUAGCUCUAUCAGUUCUAAACUGUUCUUCCUAGAGGUCCAGUAAGGAUCAUCUCUUAUUGAUCCAGUGUUACUACAGGAGGAAACCUAAACUAAACUAACUUUAUUUAUACUUGAUAACUCUAUCAGUUCUAAACUGUUCUUCCUAGAGGUCCAGUAAGGAUCAUGUCUUAUUGAUCCAGUGUUACUACAGGAGGAAACCUAAACUAAACUAACUUUAUUUAUACUGGAUAGCUCUAUCAGUUCUAAAGUGUUCUUCCUAGAGGUCCAGUAAGGAUCAUCUCUUAUUGAUCCAGUGUUACUACAGGAGGAAACCUAAACUAAACUAACUUUAUUUAUAGUGGAUAACUUUAUCAGUUCUAAACUGUUCUUCCUAGAGGUCCAGUAAGGAUCAUCUCUUAUUGAUUCAGUGUUACUACAGCAGGAAACCUAAACUAAACUAACUUUAUUUAUACUGGAUAGCUAUAUAAGUUAUGGACUGUUCGUCCUAGAACUCCAGUACAAUCAUUGCCUAUUGGUCAACCCAUUCUCUUCUUUGGUAAUUAUGAUAUACGUCAUACAUGACUAAUACAUUGAAAACCAAGACCAUGCUCAUCCAUUCUCCCCAACAACUUAAGAAUACUUCAGACCGUUCUCUAUCAGUUACUCUUAAUGGCAACAUACUUGCACAGGUGAAGCAAGCAAAAGUGUUGGGUUAACGCUUGACGAGUUUUUAAAUUGGACCAAGCAUAUUGACAACUUGUGUUCAACAAUCAAUAGUAGACUUGCUUUAUUAUGCAGGAUUAAACCCUUUUUAAUUAACUAAGGACUGUGCUCUUCGUUUCUAUAACUCCUGUAUUAAUUCAAGUCUUAUCUACUGCUCUGUAACUUGGGGAAACUGCUCAAAAACACUUUUACUUCGCAUUCUUCGACUGCAAAAGCGUGCAGCACGUAUUAUUCUAGACGAGAGAAGAGUAAGCGCGGGGGCCUUGGCAUAUGCCAGUAAUGUCAUAUGUUUAAUCCAGCAUUGCUUAUAACCUGAAUAGAACACGAGGUUUUUGGUAGAAUCGAACUAAAACGGCGAAGUGAUAGUCAGACAACUACAUACAUAAAUUACACCACUGGACUGUAACUUUCAAACAAUAUAUUUAACAUUUCAAUACAUACAAUGUUAAAUACAACAGUGUUUAUCUAUUUGUGCGAAUGUGUAUAAGGGCAAAGUUCAGAUGCAUGCAAAAUUUACACUUUAAACUAAUGUUUCAAACUUGUUCUUUUAAACUACAAUUACAAUAUUCUGAAUAUAUCAGAAUUUACAGCACCAAUCACGUCCAUUCCACUAUUGUACACAUUGUACACUACUUUUCCAAAUUAUCUUCAAAUAACAUGCAUAUAGCGACAAAAACGGGUACAAAUUUCCUUCGAUACUUUUACCUUCGCCAGGUUAUGUUUUCGUCCGCGUCACUUAUUUCGCCGGCGGAUGUAUUUAAGUUGAAAGUUUCAUACAAGAUUGAAUUUGGCCAUUUGGGGAAAGUUGUCAAAGUGACGUAAACCAACCAUGCGCAUGAGCAGAACGGACUGACUACUGCCUUUACAAAUUUCAAAAAGAACACAAAAAGAUUAUAUUUAUCGCCAUGCGAUCCUAGAAAUAACAGAUUUUAAGAAUCUGUGCAUGGUAUACAAAUUAUCUAUAUAAAUUAUCAAAUUAACAUGGACAAUAUUAUAAUGAAAAUGUGCAAAUAAAACAAUAUAGUUAAGAAAUUGAAGUUACAUGAUAAGAGGUUGACAUGUAACCAAAACGCCACAACAUCGCACAGGUGAAAUAAGCGAUGUUUGUAUUUUAAUUUCAGAGGCAGAAGUGGAUCGAGAAUUAAGCGUGUCGCCUCUUUAAUUAGAUUAAAGUCAUCCAUAGGGCUUGCGUGGACAGUAGAUUGAAAUAGCCUAUGCCUAUGGGGAUUUGUAUGCUUACUGUCACAGAGUAAGCUCUCCUCAGGGCCGCCCAGAGGGAGGGAUGCAAAGGGGGCAAUUUGCCCCGGGCCGCAGGCUUAAGAGGGCCCACAAAAGGGAAUUGUAGGGAGUGGAAAUGGCCCCCCAAAACUUCCAACAGGGUAUUUUGCCACGGCUUCCCAAAAAGCUCUGGGCGGUCCUGGUUCAUCUGUGCUCUCGCAGUUUAGAAUAAUGAGCACCAGGUGUUUCUCUUCAGACUGCGAUGGACUGGUGUCCGUCUUGUAAUCAGCCGUGUAAUAUAUCAUACACAAGAAGUAUAUAUUAUGGUUUUAAACACAAUAGCCGAAACUUUUGGGGCAUCCAGUCAAUGUUUGUGUUCGUUUAUCCAUUCAUGAUAAUACACAGGGACUCAUUUUCGCCAUUGGUUAACUUGACGAGAAAACAAUAAACACGUAACGAAGAACGAACAUAUUUUUGGAUAAACGUAAACACAGAUUAUUCGAUUUACUAUUUGAACUAAACUAAGACUCUUGUCUCGUACCCAGGCUUCAGAGAAAGAACUACAAUGGGUGGACGGAAAAAUGUCCUCUUCCCAAUAA
Molecule: messenger RNA, 5124 nt
Organism: Paramuricea clavata
Lineage: Eukaryota; Metazoa; Cnidaria; Anthozoa; Malacalcyonacea; Plexauridae
Source: the annotation of a GenBank genome assembly